GGCUCGAUGAGGAAGACCUGAGUCAGAGCUUGCGCCUCUCGCUUCCAGCUGUGGGUGGUGCUAGGCCGGUUCAGCUGGACCGGGUAGGGGUCCUCGCUCGCUUGCUUGCUUGCGGUUUCUCGGAGAAGCCCCCAACUGUCCGGCCUAGAGGCCAUGGGAAGGCAGUGGGGGUCUGCCAUGAGGGCGGCCGAGCAGGCGGGCUGCGUGGUGAGCGCCUCCCGGGCCGGACGGCCCGAGGCGGGCCCAUGGAGCUGCAGCGGGGUAAUCCUGAGCCGUAGCCCGGGCCUGGUGCUUUGCCACGGGGGCAUCUUCGUCCCCUUCCUGCGAGCUGGCAGCGAAGUCCUGACCGCGGCCGGCGCCGCCUUCCUGCCUGGCGACAGUUGCAGCGACGACCUGCGCCUGCACGUGCAGUGGGCCCCAACGGCCGCGGGUCCCGGGGACGGCGCGGAGCGGGGCCGCCCAGGGCUGUGCACGCCCCAGUGCGCGGGCCUCGAGCCCGGCCCACCUGCCCCGUCCCGCGGGCGUCCCCUGCAGCCCCGGCUUCCCGCAGAGCUGCUGUUGCUGCUGAGCUGCCCGGCCUUCUGGGCCCACUUCGCGCGCCUCUUCGGGGACGAGGCGGCGGAACAGUGGCGCUUCUCGAGCGCGGCGCCGGAUGACGAAGUGUCGGAGGAGGAGGAGGCGGAUCAACUGAGAGCGCUGGGCUGGUUCGCGCUACUGGGCGUGCGGCUAGGCCAGGAGGAGGUGGAGGAGGAGCGCGGGCCGGUCGUGGCCGUGUCGCCUCUCGGGGCCGUGCCCAAGGGCGCGCCAUUGCUGGUCUGCGGCUCCCCUUUCGGCGCCUUCUGCCCUGACAUCUUUCUCAACACGCUGAGCUGCGGGGUGCUCAGCAACGUGGCCGGCCCGCUGCUGCUUACCGACGCACGCUGCCUGCCCGGCACCGAGGGCGGCGGCGUGUUCACCGCGCGGCCCGCGGGGGCGCUGGUGGCGCUGGUGGCGGCGCCGCUCUGCUGGAAGGCCGGCGAAUGGGUGGGCUUCACGCUGCUCUGUGCCGCCGCCCCACUUUUCCGCGCCGCCCGCGACGCGCUCCGCCGCCUGCGCCCCAGCGCCGCUGCCCUGGCCGCUCUCAUGCCGCCAGAGGUGGGCGUCCCGUGGGGUCUGCCCCUCCGAGACUCCGGGCCCCUGUGGGCAGCCGCGGCCGUGUUGGUGGAGUGCGGCACCGUAUGGGGCUCCGGAGUGGCUGUGGCACCCCGCCUUGUGGUGACCUGCCGGCACGUGUCCCCUCGGGAAGCAGCCAGAGUCCUGGUGCGCUCCACCACCCCCAAGAGUGUGGCCAUCUGGGGCUGUGUGGUAUUUGCCACUCGGGAGUCAUGUCCCUAUGACAUAGCAGUGGUGAGCCUGGAGGAGGACCUGGAUGAUGUCCCCAUCCCUGUGCCCGCUGAGCACUUCCACGAAGGUGGAUGGCAUGCCCGUGAUGCUGCAGACCACGUGUGCUGUGCACAGCGGCUCCAGUGGGGGACCCCUCUUCUCCAACCACUCAGGAAACCUCCUUGGAGUUGGAUUAGUCAAAGCAUCACAGACUCAAAAGCCAACAGAGGCUGGAAAGGCAUAAUCACCAGCAACACCCGGGACAAUAACACGGGGGCCACCUACCCCCACCUGAACUUCAGCAUUCCCAUCACGGUGCUCCAGCCGGCCCUGCAGCAGUACAGCCAGACCCAAGACCUGGGUGGCCUCCGGGAGCUGGACCGCGCUGCUGAGCCGGUCCGGGUGGUGUGGCGGCUGCAGCGGCCCCUGGCAGAGGCCCCGCGGAGCAAGCUCUGAGGCUGUGUUACCUCCUCUGGAAAGAAGAGUGACCUUUUUCUGCUGUAGGAAGUGAUGUUGAGGUGAUGGUGGCCUCAGGAUUCAGGGCCCAGCUCCUGAAGGGGCCUGGGCUGCUUCUCAUCUUCACCCACUGACUGUAGUCUGGGCUUCGGGCUCUGGGGCCAACUUCUCUUCAGCCCCAUGGCUCCUUAACCUGGGAGCCCGUUCUGGGGUGCUUUCUUGAAACCCCAGUUCUCUGUCCCCUAGCACUAGACUCAGCUGUAUUGUUUUUCCUUCUGGGGAGUCCACUUCAACUGCACAGAGGUUCUGGGCCUGACAGGUAGAUGCCAGCUGGAAGGCAGGCCUGUGCCUGGUUUUGCAUCUGUUCCCCUGAGGGCCACCGUCGUCCUGGAGCUUCACUGGGGCCUUGGCCCCUGUCUGCCUCUCAGUCAGGUCAGGGCUGACAGAGGACUCAGCUUCCUUAGCAUAUCUCAGCAGAAACCUUGCUCUCAAGAACAGAGACAGAAGGGACAGAAACAGGAGUGCCUCCUGUUGUGCCAGGCCUAUGGGCAGUGCAGGCGGAUCCCUGAAGGUCAGUACUCCUGGGUCUUCAUAUGCCAACAGGGGCACUCUGACACUGUGCCUUCAUUUUCCAGCCCACAGCCUGGGUCUCAGGGACCUUGAGGAGUAGAACAUGUCUGGUUGGGGCUUGGGAAUAAACAUGAUCUAUUGAAAAACCUCUGUAUUUAUAUAUCAAAUUAUUUUUUUUUCAGGAGUUGAAUUGGGAAUAGGCAAGUACCAGGCAAAGAAACACACCCUUUCUUUUUUUUUUUUUUUUUUUUUUAGGAGCUGUGGUCUUGCUGUCUCACCCAGGCUGGAGUGCAGUGUUGCAAUCAUAGCUCACUGCAGUCUCAAACUCCUGGGCUCCAGGAGACCUCCUGCCUCAGCCUCCUGAAUAGCUGGGACUACAGUCAUGCACCACCACACCUGGCUAAUUUUUUAUUUUUGUAGAAAUGGGGUAUUGCUUUGUUGCUCACACUGGUUUCAGCCUUCUGGUUUCAAGCAAUCCUCCUGCCUCAGCUUCCCCAAGUGCUGGGCUUAUAGGUGUGAGCCACUGUGCCCAACCCAGAAAUACACCCUUUCUGUGCUGUUUUCUCAGCAGGAUUUGAGCUCACGGGAUACUGUUCUGCCAGACUGGACCUCAUAGCUGGUCAUGUACCAGUCAGAGCUGGGUGGGGCUUGCAGGUCCCGGAAGGUGGUAGUCUUGACCUGGCAGCAGGUACUUAAAAAAUGCAUAGGGUGGGUGGCAGUUGGGGAGUUCAAGGGUUAAUGAGGCCAGGACAACCCCCAGGAGCUGCGGCGAACUCUGUGAGUCAGGACUGUGCCAUGUGCACAGGGCCGUUCAUAUGUGGGCCCUCGAGUGAUCUCCACUGGCAGGCUGAAAGCCCUGUGAGGGGCGGCUGUGGGCAGAGGCCACAGAGGAACAGUGCCUAGGAGUCAUUUGUUUCUAACACCCGUGUGCUGAGUGUCAGUGCUGGGUGUGGUAUUAUGACGUAUAUUGGUUUUCAUCCAGCAUUCCUGACUCGUGACUCCCAUAGUCCUUGUUCCAGUCUUUGUUGAAAUAUUGGGUAUGUUAGGGCUCUGGGGGCAGGCCUCUGACCUCUGGGUAUCUUUUCACUAAUGUUCGCCCACCUUUUUGAUGGUGGGUCCUAAAGACCUUCCCAUGAGAGAGUGUCAGUCCUGGGGGAAGGAAUGCCGAUGUCAUGAAGCUUCCAUAAAAACCCGAGAGGACAGGGUUCAGAGAGCUUCCGGAUAGCUGAACACCUGGCGCCUCUGGAGUGUGGUGUGCCCAGGGAGGGCAUGGAAGCUCCGCACCCCUUCCCCUUCCCUCAUUCCUUGCCCUAUGUGCAUCUCUUCAUCUGUAUCCUUUGCGAUAUCCUUUAUAAUAAACUGGCAAAC
Molecule: messenger RNA, 3756 nt
Organism: Piliocolobus tephrosceles (Ugandan red Colobus)
Lineage: Eukaryota; Metazoa; Chordata; Mammalia; Primates; Cercopithecidae
Gene: TYSND1
Product: trypsin like peroxisomal matrix peptidase 1
Exons: 5
Coding region: 154-1818 (554 amino acids)
Biological process (GO): regulation of fatty acid beta-oxidation; protein processing
Cellular component (GO): peroxisome
Molecular function (GO): serine-type endopeptidase activity
Source: RefSeq, a predicted model, not a curated record